CCCGAGCGAGCCGCGGGACCCGCGGGGCGACACCGACCCCCAGCACCGACCCCAACCCCGACCCCAGCACCGACAGCCGGGGGCGCGGGCCGCCCGCCGCCCUUAAGGUGGAUCGCGCUUAAGGUGGAGCGCUGCCGCGAGGCGGACCGGGCGUUAAGGUGGAUCGCGCUUAAGGUGGACUCUCGGCGAAGCCGCGCCUGCCGGCGGGGGGGCCGGGGCUCGGCAUGGGGAGCCCCGCCUGAAGCGGGGCCCGAGGAGCCGCGCCGGCCCGGCCCGAGGAGGAGGAGGAGGAGGAGAUGGGGGAGGCCCGCCGCUGAGGAGCCAGCUUCGCCCCGGCCGCUGACAAUGCCCGGCUCCCGGCCGCUCGGCAGGAAAAGGCAGCCCAUGGACGAGGGCGAGGCAGCUCCUUCAUCACCGCCAUCCCCCUCCUCCUCCUCCUCCUCCUCGUCCCUUUGCAGCUCUGAAGCCGCCCCGGCCGCAGCCUCCCCGCCGGCCCCCGGGACCCCCCGGCGCAGCGCCAUGGAGGCGGUGGGAAAGUUUGAGUUCAGCAGGAAGGACCUGAUCGGGCACGGAGCCUUCGCCGUCGUCUUCAAAGGCAGGCACAAAGAGAAACCUGAGCUGGAAGUAGCUGUGAAAUGCAUUAACAAGAAGAACCUUGCAAAAUCACAAACUCUGCUGGGCAAGGAAAUAAAAAUCCUUAAGGAAUUGAAGCAUGAAAACAUUGUUGCCUUGUAUGACUUCCAGGAACUGGCAAACUCUGUCUACUUGGUUAUGGAGUACUGUAAUGGUGGUGACCUGGCUGACUACCUUCACACUAUGCGGACACUUAGUGAAGACACCAUCAGGCUCUUUCUCCAGCAGAUAGCAGGUGCCAUGAAAAUGCUGCACAGCAAAGGCAUCAUCCAUCGGGACUUGAAACCACAGAACAUCCUCCUUUCCUACGCUGGAGGCAGGAAAUCAAAUCCCAACAACAUCCGCAUAAAGAUCGCUGACUUUGGGUUUGCCCGGUAUCUGCAGAACAAUAUGAUGGCAGCAACAUUGUGUGGUUCACCCAUGUACAUGGCACCAGAAGUCAUUAUGUCACAACACUACGAUGCCAAAGCUGACCUCUGGAGUAUAGGAACCAUCAUUUAUCAGUGUCUAACAGGAAAGGCUCCUUUUCAGGCCAGCAGCCCACAGGAUCUCCGCCUCUUCUAUGAGAAAAACAAGAUGCUGAUGCCCAACAUCCCCAGGGAGACAUCCAGCCACCUGAGGCAGCUCCUGCUGGGCCUUUUGCAGCGUAACCAUAAGGACCGCAUGGACUUUGAUGAGUUUUUCCAUCACCCAUUCUUGGACGCAAGUGCCUCUAUGAAAAAAUCUGCUUCCGUGCCAAUGCCUUCUUAUCCCAGUUCAGGCUCCGGUAGUUCCUCCAGCAGCUCUUCCACUUCCCACCUGGCAUCACCUCCUCAGUCCCUUGGAGAGAUGCAGCAGCAGCUGCAGGAGAAGGCGCUGGCGUCUCCUACCCAGGAUUCUCCUGGCUUUCUGCAUGGAUCUAAGGACUCUGCUGGGAGCAGCAGCAAGAAUUCGUCCUGUGACACAGAUGACUUCGUCAUGGUCCCAGCACAGUUCUCAAGUGAUUUAACUGCUGAGGCUGCAGGAGGGAAACCAAUCCAGGACAGUCUGAUGUACAGCGGGAGUUCUUUGGUGACUUCAGCAGGCUUGGAAAGCCAGGGAAGGACACCAUCUCCGUCACCCCCAUACAGCAGUUCCCCGAGCCCGUCCAGCCGGCCAGGUCAGUUUUCCAGCAGCAAGUACGGACACUCCGUGCCCAUUCCGGUCCCGACGCAAAUCCACAACUACCGUCGGAUCGAGCAGAACCUGCAGUCUCCCAACCCAUACAGCUCUCCCAGGUCUGGUACAGUCCGGAGGUCCAGCAGUACGAGUCCUCUCGGUUUUCCCAAGACUGGUGCUUCCCCUCCUUACCCUGGAGAGCAUGGAUCUGUGCCCAGCUCUAAAAAGCUCUCCUUUGGCGGUGCCAAGCCCUUCAUGCCAUCACCACAAGAUUAUUUGGCAAGUGUCUUGGCCUCAGUAAAGUGGAAAGAAAAAUACCUGUUAGCCCCAGGAGAGGCAAGCUUUGCUUUGGUGCCUGCAUCAAGCAUUUUGCUGCCCUCAGAAGAGGGCUUCUUUGGAACAAUCCCAGAGCAGCCCAGCCAGACUGUUAUCCCAUCUUCUCUUGGAGCAGAAGUGAGAAGCCGCGUUCCUGUUGCUGGUUCCUCGGCGCCUGAACAAUCUCCUCGAGGGAUGGGCUCCCGGCUCCACAGUGCUCCCAACCUGUCGGAUUUGCAUUCCUGCAGGCAGAAGAUAACCAAGCAGCACUCUGAUCCUCUUGUUGCUCACUUUGGUCAUACCCCAGUCAGCCAGCCUCUGCAGAUUCAUGGCUUGCAGCACUGCCGGCAGCUCCGAUCCUCACCGAAGCUCUCCGAGUUCAUGCAGAGAAGCCCUUUGCCAACAAUAAUGGGCUCCCCCACAAAGGCUGUGUCCCCGUUUGAGUUUCCCAAAACCCCAAGUUCCCAGAAUCUCCUCACCCUCUUGGCCCAUCAGGGGGUCAUGAUGACUCCGACUCGGAACAAGACCUUGCCAGAUCUGAAGGAGAUGGGUCACUUCCACUGCCAGCAGACUGGGUUGGGAUUGAGGCCUGUGGAAGAGAUCAAGGGCAGAUCUCUGAGCACAGGCAGGCUCACUGACCUGCUUCUGAAGGCAGCCUUCGGGGCACAGAUCUCGGAAGCUGGCAGCAGCGACAGCCUGAACAAUGAGAAGCCAAUGGAAAUUGCAGCUCCCUCAGGUGCUUACGGAGGGACCCUGCACUCUGGUGCCCGGGCUGGGGGCUCUGCCAGCCCAUCCCCAGUGAUUUUUACUGUUGGAUCCCCUCCCAGUGGAACAACCCCCCCACAGACCACGAGGACCAGGAUGUUUUCAGUGGGGUCUUCCAGCUCCCUCAGUUCUGGAGGCUCCUUCAGUGGCAGGCACUUGGCAGUGGGAGCUGGUGGGGAGGCUCUGGAAGGUCCCUCGAGCCUCCGGUUCGCGUUCGCCGACCCCAUCACCGCCAACCUGGAAGGUGCUGUCACAUUUGAGGCACCAGAGUUGCCUGAAGAGACCCUCAUGGAGCAAGAGCACACGGACAUCCUGCGCAGCCUCCGCUUCACCCUGGCCUUUGUGCACUACGUGAUGGAGAUUGCAGCCCUGAAGGGCAGCUCCAGCGAGAUGGGCACCUCAGUGACCUCUGAGUACCAGCUCCAGGAGAGCGUGGUGGCCGACCAGAUCAGCCUCCUGAGCCGGGAGUGGAGCUACGCAGAGCAGCUCGUGCUGUACCUGAAAGUGGCAGAGCUCCUGUCCUCGGGGCUGCAGAUGGCCAUAGAGCAGAUCAAAGCUGGCAAGCUGUGCCUCUCCUCCACUGUCAAGCAAGUUGUGAAGAAGCUGAAUGAGCUUUAUAAAUCCAGUGUAUCGUCCUGCCACUGCCUCAACGUGAGACUCCAGAGGUUCUUCUUGGACAAACAGAAGCUCAUGGAUCGGAUCAACAGCAUCACUGCAGAGAAGCUCAUCUUCAGCUACGCCGUGCAAAUGGUGCAGUCUGCAGCCCUGGAUGAGAUGUUCCACCACAGGGAGGACUGUGCACAGAGGUACCACAAGGCUCUGCUGCUGAUGGAGGGGCUCCUGAACAUCAUCACUGAACAGGGAGACAUAGAAAACAUCAGUAAAUGUAAGCUGUGCAUCGAGCGCAGGCUGUCGGCGCUGCUGUCGGGGUUCUGUGCCUGAUUCCAGUGGUGUUGUUCCUCACACACCUCGCCCCAGCUGAUUGCUUUGUUCCCAACGGCCUGCUGCUGUGCUGGGAAACGAUUCUGGCAGUAGGAGACCUGGAGGAUGAACUGCUCACUGUUUUGUAUUUGGACGUUUUGGGAAGUUGUUCCACAGACUCGGAUUCCUUUGUGGGGACGUGCGGCGGCAGCAAGCACAAAUAAUUCCCUGCCCGAGGGCCUGGGCGAAGACAUGGCCAGUGUGGGAAGGUCUCCCUCGUUGUCAGAGGGGAUGAAGGAUAGAAGUCUGCUUCUUCCCAGCACGUUGAAGGAUGAGGCUGCUGCCUACCCCUCUUGCUUAAGAACAGGGUAUUCCAGUGCUGUGUCCAUUGCAGGCAAUGGAUGUGCUGAAACUGCUGGCUUCAGUUAAUGUUGGAGGGUGUCAUUCAGAAAUAAAGGCCAGUUUGUGUACUUCCCCCUUCCCAGCUGAGAGCCAGGCAUCUUCAAGCUUCCUGGCAACCGGAGGCUCCCCUCCAUCCUCUCCUUUGUCCCUUCUCAUUGUGUUCAUGCCUUGGAGUGCUUCCUGCAUGGCAGAGAGGAGGGAGUCGGCGCCGAAGGAGCUCCCACCUCCACAGACUUGCUGAGCGAGGCAGAGGAUGUGCUGCUGCUGCUGCUGGGAAGCAAAUCCCAUGGCUGCUGUGUGGGCUCCCUCUCUGCCUGCCUGGAUGGGCGACCGACACAGGGAAAGGGACUGUGCAGGAAACGGGAGGGCGACAGAAAGCGCGACGCUCCCGUGUUCGUAAGAAACGAAAAGGAAUCCGUUCCUCCCUUGGUCCCCAAGCCCAGUGGGAUCAAUGUGAAAGACUCCUGGCUGUUGAGCUCGUCCCUACCAGGAGGAAGCACUGGCGCUGUCCUGCUUUCAGCUGUUGGCUCAAUAACCCCUUCCUGGAGCCCCCCCAGACUGAAAACACUAGCUUUGUGAAUCAAAGGAGCACUUUACACACUAUGGGAACUUGGAGAAGUUGACUUUGCAUCACACAACAACCCAGGAACAUCACGACUGUUAGGAAUGCUGUUCUUUUUAUUCCUUUCCUUGCUUCCUGGUUGUUUUAUUGCACUACGUGUGUGCGUAUAUUAAUAUGUAUUCCUGAGAGUGAAUAUAUAUUGAUAUUGAUAUGGUUUGUGUGUAACUGUACGUAUUUAACUGUACUGUAUCUCGUGAGUGUGAGGCAAAGAGCACUGCAGUCUGUGCUGUUCCUCCUCCUCACCAGGCAAAGCUGACUUGCAGUCUGGCAGUACCAAGAUUUGUUUUGUUUUUUAUUUAAAUGUUCUUUUAAGGACAGUCGAUACAAAGCUCCGUGCUUUUUAAGAGCUGAAGAACAGGCGUUAAGAUCCCACACACUUACACUUGGAAAUGCGUUUUUUAAGAAGUUUUAUUUGCUGCUUCGUUGUUGUUGUUGGGGUUUUUUUUAUAAAGAAAUCUUGUAGCGUUCAGUUUUAUGUUCAGCAUUUCUUUCAAGGAGACUCUGCAGCCAAAUGAGACUGUGGGUGUGAGUGGCUCGAGUUCUGGUUGAGGCUUUGGGUGCUGUGAGCAUGUGUGUGAGAGGAGAGCUGCCUGCCUCCCAUCUGUCUGUGAGAGCAUGAGUGUGUCAGACCUGAGUCGUGGCAGUAUUUUGUUAGAGCUGGGCAGAAAAGCAUCUUUGAAAGCAACUCAAAACCUCAGGCUUAGUUUUUGGGGAUCUAAAAAAUAUUUUUGCACACGGUGGUUAGGUCCUCGUUGCUUUUUUUUUUCCCCUCUCCAUGUUGGCACGUUCAUUGUGAUACUUCGCAAGGGUUUCAGGAGCAACUUCGUUGGUUUUGGAGCUGGCGCCGUGUUUGGCAACACGGGGUGUUUCUGUUCGCAGAGCAGAAAUGCCAGUAAAGAAAUUUAAAAAUAUUUCCAAUUGCAACACGGGUGUUUCUGUUCACAGAGCAGAAAUGCCAAGAAAGAAAUUUAAAAAUAUUUCCAAUUGCCCCGACCAGGGAAGUUUAAGUGUAGCUUUCACAAAUGCUUCAGUAUUUGGCCGCUGUUACCCCGUACGUCCACAGUCUGCUGCUUCUGUGGCCGUUUGUGCUUGUGCCUGGGAAAAAAAGAGAAAGGAAAGAAGACAAGACAAAACCAACCAACCAACCAACCCUCCCCAGCCUGUGGAUAGAAACGCCAAGGAGACCCAGACUGCUGCUGAAAGGCUUUGGCCAGAUCUGCAAAGGGCUGCGCUGCAGGCGGGAGCACCGGGAGGCAGCGCCAAGCCAGGACUGAUUCUGCAAUACCAACUCCUGCUGCACACCACAGACCCUCCUGGCAAAGCCCCCAGGGAGGGAGAGGCACAUCCCGGGAUCCACGUCCCUGCCAGGGAGAGGCACAUCCCGGGAUCCACGUCCCUGCCGCGCCCCAGUGACCCGUGUGUGUGUGUGUGUGUGUGUGGCAAGCUCAGCACUAACCUUCCAGCUGUACUUAAUUACUUGAAUGUAUCAAAAAAUUGUCCACAUUCAAUGUAUACAAGUAUAUAUUGCUCCAAAAAGAAAAAAAUAAUUGUGGUUUACAGACCUACAACCAAUAUAUAUGUAUGUGUUUGUGUAUAUACAUACAAGGCUGUGUGUGUGUAUGUGUGUGCAUGGGUAGAGAUACACACACAAACACAAACGUGUAUAUAUAUGUUUUCUCUCAAUACUUGAAACUUAGCCACUGUGCUUGAAUUAAAAAAAAGAAAAAAAGCAAACAAAAAAACCCACAAAAAAC
This is a messenger RNA of Neopelma chrysocephalum (saffron-crested tyrant-manakin), 6549 nucleotides long. RefSeq names its product unc-51 like autophagy activating kinase 1 (gene ULK1). Gene Ontology annotation, biological process: peptidyl-serine phosphorylation; autophagosome organization; positive regulation of autophagy. The record is from RefSeq and is a predicted model, not a curated record. Gene Ontology annotation, cellular component: autophagosome; cytoplasm. Bases 346 to 3792 code for a protein of 1148 amino acids. NCBI's taxonomy places the organism in Eukaryota, Metazoa, Chordata, Aves, Passeriformes, Pipridae. Gene Ontology annotation, molecular function: ATP binding; protein serine/threonine kinase activity. The transcript has 30 exons.